UCAAACAGACAUCCAGCGCCGUCCGUUCCUAACCUGGAUCUUGGAAUACUGGCAGUUUUUCUUAAGUAAAUUUCAGCUGAAGGAAUGGACCAAGAUAAAAACAGCCAAGGCAAAAAAGUGUUUGGAUUAAAAGUGAAGAAGAAAAGGAAAAGCAACAAGGGUCUUGUGAUCGCAAACAAAGGCGCUGCAGAGCCUGAAUCUGAAACUAAUCCAGACGAGCCAGCCGUGUCAAACGCUGAAAAUAAUGAAGCAACCACUCCUGAAGACUUUUCCUUUCGACACGAUCCUAAUACUAAAAGGUCUAAACUUGUGACCAAGAUAUUGGAAAGCGAGAGCAAACCACAACAGUUUCAGAUCUCCAUCAAUAUAACCGAAGCUCGGCAGCUGGUUGGGGAUAAUAUAGACCCUAGUGUUGUCAUUGAAAUUGGAGAUGAGAAAAAACAAACCUCUGUGAAGGAAGGAACCAACGCCCCCUUUUAUAAUGAGUAUUUUGUGUUUGACUUUUUUUGUCAUCAACACAUCUUUUUUGACAAAGUCAUCAAACUAUCAGUGAUGCACUCAAAGAUCAUGAAGGGCUACUGUGUGGGAACCUUCAAGAUUGAUGUUGGAACGGUUUACGCCCAACCUGGCCAUCAGUUCGUCAACAAGUGGGCAAAGCUAACAAACCCAGCCGACAUCCACACAGGGGUUAAAGGACACCUGAAGUGUGACAUCAGCAUCUCAGGAAAGGGAGAUGUUGCACGACCGUCCCAGAAGUUUAGUGAUGCCGAGGAACAGAUAGAAAAGAACCUCCUGCUUCCUGAAGGCUUAAACCCCGAGCGGCCAUGGGCUCGGUUUUAUGUGAUAGUGUACCGAGCAGAAGGUCUUCCCAGAAUAAACUCCAGUAUCAUGGCCAAUGUGACCAAAGCCUUCGUUGGAGAUAACACAGCCCUUAUAGAUCCUUAUGUAGAGGUGUCCUUCUUUGGUCAAGUUGGUAGGACGUCGACGCAGAAGAGCACAGCAGAUCCAGUGUGGAAUGAGCAGGUGGUUUUUAAGGAGAUGUUUCCACCGCUGUGCCAAAGACUGAAGAUUCGGGUACUGGAUGAAGGCAGCAUGAAUGAUGUGGCCAUUGGGACUCAUUACAUCGAUCUGCACACCAUCUCAAAUGAUGAAGAUGGAGACAAUGGUUUCCUGCCCACAUUCGGACCAUCAUGGAUCAACAUCUACGGCUCACUUCGUAAUUCCACACUGGUGGACGACAGUCAGCUGAACGAGGGUGUCGGAGAGGGCGUGUCGUACCGGGGAAGGCUUUAUAUAGAGCUGAUGGUGGAGAUCUUGAGUGGAGGUGCUGAAUCGAAAUCCCUGUCCAGGAUGAAGGGAGGGAAAACGGGCACUAAAGAUCCAAAAGCUGCAGCGGGGACAGGAGGUGAGGAGGAGAAGAGCAAGAACACAGGACCUGAGGUGAUGCCGGUAGAGCCCCUACAGAAGGUGGCUGAUGAAGACGUGGAAUCUUUCCUCCUCUUUGGUUCUGUGUUUGAAGCUUCCAUGAUUGACAGGAAAUUAGGCGACAGACCCAUCAGCCUUGAGUUCACUAUCGGUAACUUUGGGAACUUCAUAGAUGGCACUACACUUCCUCCAAAGAAAAAGCUUGAAGAUGUGUCCUUGACCACUCCUCUUCUAGACACCACAGCUACAACACCAUGCAAAUCCAGUACAACCCCAGAGAAACCGCUUUUUGGAGAUGCACAGAGGCACUAUAUGUAUUUGCCAAUCUCAAAGCGAAAGCCCUGUGUCUAUACUUAUUCCAACUGGGAGGAUCGGGCCUAUCGUCUCCAUCACUCCAACAUGCUGGACACUAUUGCCCUGAUGUUUGAGGAUGGAGUUGCUAAAGUGAAGGAACUGGAUAAAAUGUUAAAUCCCAAGGCAGAGAGUCUCAUGAAACAUGUUUUACGGGAGUUCUGCAAAGAUACCAGAGAGUUUAUCGCCUUUGCUGAAAAGAAGGUGAAGGGAGCCAACUUGACUUUACUGGACAAAAAGAGACUCACGAUGUGUAAACAGGAACUGGAGAGUAUGAUUAAAGUAUCAGAAGGAAUUCUUGAGCCCAAGAGGAGAGCCUUGACCGUUACAGAGAUGCUGCAGGAAGUCCAGAAAAUCAAAAAGAAACUGAGAUUUCUGGUGGAAGAGCCUCAGCACACUCUGCCGGAUGUGUUUGUGAGCAUGGUCAGUAAUAACAAGCGUUUGGCACACGCCAGAAUCCCUGCUCGGCACCUGCUCUUCUCAGAAAGUCAAGAGCAGAAAGGCAAAGACUGUGGGAAGAUCAUCACGCUGUUUCUUAAGCCUCCAGGAAAGCGUGGACCGGGGUGGACCGUCCAGGCUAAACUGGAUGUGUUCCUGUGGCUGGGAACUUCUAAAGACUCGUUCCACAUGUUGGAAAAUCUCCCGUCAGGCUUUGAGGCGGAAGCUGUGUCCUCAGAAGACAGGAGUGGACUUCCACCUGAGAAUUUACUAUACAAGGAGCAGCACAAGUUCCAGCUGCGAGCUCAUAUGUACCAGGCUCGAGGUCUCAUCGCUGCGGAUAACACAGGCCUGUCUGACCCUUUCGCCUGGGUGUCUUUUAUGUCCAACAGUCAAAGCACUGCUAUCAUCAACCAAACUUUGACACCCACUUGGAACCAGAUGCUCCUGAUAGAAAAUGUGUCUCUGCAUGGAGAGCUUCACGAAAUCGUCCAGGAACCUCCGCGAGUUGUGAUUGAAGUGUAUGAUGAUGAUGCAGUGGGUACGGAAUAUUUGGGAUCGACAGUGGCUGUUCCAGUAGUGAACGUGUGUGAGGAGCAGUACUCCCCCCCUCAGCUGCAGUACAGCCCUCUGUUCUGUGGGAAUCUGUCAGGAGGAGACAUACUGGGAGCCUUUGAACUCAUUCAGGUCUCAGGAGAACACAAACUCCCUGCAUUUGAUAAACCGGAGGGAGGGGUUUUCCCAGUGCCCGCAAACAUCCGACCUGUGCUCUGCAAAUACAGAAUAGAGGUUUUGUUCUGGGGCCUGAGAGAACUGAAGAAGGUUCAGCUCUUAUCUGUUGAUAGGCCUCAAGCGUUUAUCAAGUGUGCAGGCGGAGGCGUCAACUCUUCAGUUAUACAGAGUUACAAGAAAAACUCAAACUUCACAAUGCUGGUGGAUGCCUUUGAUGUGGAACUGCCUGAAGAUGAACACCUGCUCCCCCCUCUCACCAUCACUGUGGUUGACUGGAGGGCCUUUGGGCGGAGCACGCUUGUGGGUAGUCAUGUGAUUAACAACCUGGCUUUAUUUAAACACAUCCCCACAAUAGCCAAACAGCCAAAGCAGGAGGCCGAAAACGUUGCUGUCGCUGCACUAUCUAUUCAGCAGAGUGUUGUGCCAAAGCCAGAAGAAGAGAUUGCCAUUGACAUAGAGCACGAGGAGACACCCACACUUCACCCCAAACCUGAACCAGAAUCAGCAGAAUGUCCAGACCAAAGGGUGUCCAAGAAGUCCAAACGAAGGUCGACUAAGAGGAAGAAACGCACAGCGGCUGAUGAGUCGGCAGAUAAUGUUAUCGACUGGUGGUCCAAGUAUUAUGCAUCAGUGGAGAAGAUCCAACUGGCCAAGCAAAACGAAAGCAAUCCAUUUCCACUGCUCUUUGAUAAUGUACUUCCAUUGGAGAACAUUGUGUCAGAAGGAUUGAUCAAUCUGGCUUCGGGUCUUAAGGACAGGAAAAAAGAGAUUAAUUUCAAGAGUGUGGCAGAACAGCCCAAGCUUGCGACAUUACAGGUAUAUGACAAAGAACUGGAAGCUGAGUUUGGACCCUUUGAUGACUGGGUGAAAACCUUUCCGCUCUGUCGAGGAAAGGCCAACGAGGAGGAAAGCUCUGCCGAUGAGAGAUUUGUUGGGAAGUUUAAGGGCAGGUUUUGUCUGUACAAAGUGCCAGAAAAAGAUGUUGAGGAGGAUGGGUUUAAAAUAACCCAGGGUAUUCCUCCAAACACGGCGGUGGACGCCAUAAUCCGAGUGUACAUAGUUGCAGCAUUUAACUUGCACCCAGCGGACCCCGAUGGCAAAGCAGACCCUUACAUAGUGCUUAAACUGGGAAAAACUGAUAUCAAGGACAGAGAGAACUACAUCCCAAAACAACUCAACCCAGUGUUUGGAAGAUCCUUCGAAAUUCAAGCCACUUUUCCCAAGGAGUCCCUUCUAACGGUUCUCAUUUACGACUAUGAUGCUGUCGGUGGUGAUGAUUUGAUUGGAGAAACACAGAUCGAUUUGGAGAACCGCUUUUACAGCCGACAUCAUGCCACCUGUGGUCUGCCGACCGAAUAUGACAACGAUGGUUAUAACGCAUGGAGAGACGCGCUCAAGCCAACUGACCUGUUGAUUAAACUGUGCAAGGACAACGGGCUGAACAGUCCUCGUUUCACUCCCGGACGUAUUUCCAUUGGGAACAAAGUCUUCACUGGUAAAACUUUAUUCGUAGAUGAAGAUCAGAUGGUGGAGUCAUACGAGCAUCUGGCUUUAAAGGUGCUACAAAGGUGGUCAGAGAUGCCAGAUGUGGGCUGUAAACUUGUCCCGGAGCACAUUGAAACUCGCACCCUGUACCUCAAGAACAAACCAGGACUGGACCAGGGCCAGCUGCAGAUGUGGGUUGACAUUUUUCCUAUGGAUAUGCCUAAUCUUGGUCCUCCCGUGGACAUCUCCCCUCGCAAACCCAAAGGGUAUGAACUGAGAAUCAUUAUCUGGAAUACUGAAGAUGUUAUACUGGAGGACACCAACUUCAUAACAGGACAGCAGUCGAGUGACAUUUACGUCAAAGGGUGGUUAAAGGGUCUUGAAGAUGACGGCCAGGAGACCGAUGUUCAUUACAACUCUUUGACCGGAGAGGGUAACUUCAACUGGCGCUUUGUGUUCCCCUUCAACUACCUGCCGGCUGAGAAAGUGGUGGUGGUGCAGAAGCGAGAACACAUCUACUCUCUGGAUAAAACUGAGCAGAAGAUCCCUGCAGUCCUUGUGUUGCAGGUGUGGGACUUUGAGAGGCUUUCAUCUGAUGAUUUCCUGGGCUCGGUGGAGUUGGACCUGCAUAGGUUUCCACAUGGUGCUAAAUCAGCUAAAGCCUGUAAAGUGGAGAUGUUGAUGGAAAGUUUAGAAAACAUCUCUAUCUUCCAGCAGAAACGCUCCAAAGGCUGGUGGCCCUUCAAUAAAGCUGGAGAACUCACAGGGAAAGUAGAGGCGGAGUUCCACCUGGUAACAGCAGAAGAGGCAGAAAAAAGCCCAGUCGGCCGUGCACGCAAGGAGCCUGAGCCUUUGGAAAAACCAAAUCGACCAGACACAUCCUUCUCUUGGUUUAUGAAUCCAUUCAAGUGCUUCUUUCACCUGAUCUGGGGGAACUACAAGAAAUACAUCAUUGCAGGCCUGGUGCUGUUGAUCUUGACCUUGUUCCUGGUUCUUAUCUUCUAUACCCUACCAGGGGCCAUUAGUUCUAAGAUAGUAAACGGGUGAUCAAAUCACACAAAAAACAUGACAGAUUCACAAGAUCAGCACAUUUUCACUUCUUUUUGAUGUUGUUGCUUUAAUGAAAGCUUAUGUGUAAAGACACAGGUUAGUUGGGCUUACGUAAGCAUGUUUUUUUUAGAAACAGUCCAUUACUCAAUAUGAUAGUUUGACAUGAAUAGUUUAAUAACGUUUACACAACAUAAAAACACUAGACACAGGAUAUUAAAAUGAUCAGUUCAUAACUCCAGGAAGCAAAUGUUUAUUAAUAUUUAACUAGUGUAAACUAUCUUAAAGGGAUAGUUCUUCAAAAAAUGAAAAUUAUGUCAUCAUUUAGGCUACUCACCCUCAGAAUGUUCCAAAUCUGUAUAAAUGUCACAAAUGAAGAUAUUUGUAAUAAUGUCAGUAACCAAACCGCUCUCAUCCCCCAUUGACUCCCAUAGCAUAGGGGGGGAUGAGAUCUGUUUGGUUACUGACAUUCUUCCAAAUAUCUUUAUUUGUGUUUAGCAGAACAAAGACAUUUAUACAGGUUUGGGACAUUCUGAGGGUGAAUAAAUGAGGACAGAAUUUUCAUUUUUGGGUUAACUAUCCCUUUAAACCUGCAGACAUUUGAAAUGAUGACAACUCAAAAUUAACAUUUUCAUAAAUACAAUUACAUAAACAAGCAAGUUCGAUCGCAUUACCUUUGUAAAAGUUUUACUGUUCUUUAUAUGCUUCGUUCAUAUUCUCUAACUAAUGCCCAUGUUUAAGUAAUUCAAAAAAUGUAAAUGUACUUUUGAUUUAUAGAUAAAACAUUUAAAUGUACUAUUUGAGUUGCUGAUGUUUUGUGAUUCGCAAAGCAUAGAAUAGAGUUAUGUACCGUAUAUGCACUUUAUAUAAUGUUGGUUUGAAAGUGGGUAACACUUUACAAUAAGGACUCAUUUAUUAUCACACUACAAAGUAAUACAAAUAAAUCUAUCUUUCUGAUUUAAAAUAGUAAAAGUUGAAGUACUAGGAUAAAUAAAUGCUGUGGAAGUUCAUGUUAACUGAACUAAUGUUAACAAAUGGAACCUGAUUGUAACGUGUCACCAAAAUGUCUGAAGUAAAUCCUCUUGGUUUAAAUUUUGUUCCCUAAAAACUAAUUCCAAUCUUAAUGAAUAAACAUCUUUUAGAAAAACAUUACAAACUCGAACUUGUUUGCUGAAACUUAAGAACUAUAUUUACUUAACACAUUAAACUCGACCAGUCUGGUAAAAAUCUAACACGAUAAUCUGUUAAUACAGCACACAUAACACUGAGCACUGGCAUUCAGCAAUACUGACUAUUAACAAAUGCAACUGUCAGGUUAUUAUAGCCAACAAUGACAACUUUUAGAAAAAAGGCCACUAAAAAAGAAUAAGGUAUAUUGUUUAAUACGCCAUCUGCUUUCAUCUUGCUGUCCAGGGUCUAUAUAAUGCUGCAUUUAUGCUGGCUUUUCUCAAGUCAUAAUUGAAGUAAACAAGAGCCAACAUAACUACCAUAAAGUAGUAAUUAUGCCCAGUUAAAUAUGGUGUAAAAUCCGUUGAGCCAAUGUUCUUAAGAAAUAUUAAUAGGUAUACAGUAUAAGGUCAUUUUCAUUAAGUUCAGCUGUAUUAAGCUGAAUGUACUGUUUUAUAUGCAUCACAGUCGUCGAAUGUAUACUGUUACUGAAAUGAUUUUGGAUUAAUGUGAUUAAAAUGUACUGAGGUUUUUCUGAAAAACCUGAUGUAU
Molecule: messenger RNA, 7197 nt
Organism: Triplophysa rosa
Lineage: Eukaryota; Metazoa; Chordata; Actinopteri; Cypriniformes; Nemacheilidae
Gene: fer1l6
Product: fer-1 like family member 6
Exons: 43
Coding region: 85-5478 (1797 amino acids)
Biological process (GO): plasma membrane organization
Cellular component (GO): membrane
Source: RefSeq, a predicted model, not a curated record